AUGGACGAUGCGGCACGCGUGCCCAAUGGCCGCAUUGCCCACGUGAUUACGAAGGGAUACCGAAAGCACCAUCUUGGUGUUGGGCCGAGCAUUACCCGCUCGACUAACCGUCACCUGUUCGUGACCUCGUUCAUACCCGAACAGGCCGAAUCGGUUGAGUCUACCAUGCUUUAUAUUCUUUGUUGUGUCUUGGGCGGUGAGGGUGCUACGUUGGGCCAGCCGGUGGGGGGGGGGGGGGGGGGGGGGCGGGGGGGAUCUGGGGGGGGGCUUCUGCGGGGGUUAGGAUGCAGGAAGUGGGGGGGGGGGGAUUGA
Messenger RNA from Dicrocoelium dendriticum, 312 nucleotides. NCBI's taxonomy places the organism in Eukaryota, Metazoa, Platyhelminthes, Trematoda, Plagiorchiida, Dicrocoeliidae. The record is from the annotation of a GenBank genome assembly.